ACUAUUAACAAGAGUUAAGUUAGAGUUAAACAACUUAGAGACUUCCCAUUAGACCUAGUAUUUAGACAGAACACAAUUUUUUUUUUUCAGGCUAGGAGAUUUUAUCAUUCUAGAGUCAUUCCUUCAACACAGCUUGUUGCACGAGAUAGGAAAGCCUUCCACUAUUGAUAAACGUUCAAUUGGACAUCAGCUAGUUAUUUCAAAAUAUAAGCUUGAAGUUCCAGUUUUGCCCAAAACUUUCGAUCUUCAAUAAGAGCAGCACAUCCAGUACACACUGAGAAACUGACUUAGCGAUCCCUCUUCCUCAAAAAGCCUGUGACUACUGAAUCAGUCCUCAUCGACGGACUAGCUCUUCUGAUCCAGGUACUUGAAAAGAAGCAGAGACGGGACCAACAACGUAUUCUUCCGGCUUGGCAGACGUGGUGUCGCCCGUGGAGUUGAGCGUCAAUUGUGGUCAACACCCUUACACCGGCACCGUGGCGUUCCAACCGGCAAACUCCUCGUGUUCUCCUUUCUCUACAGCAGUCUGUCAGACCACAGUCUCAUCCGGUAUGGCUUAUCUCAAGUCUCCACCUUACUCAGUGAACGGGAUCGGGCUGCCUUCCCCCGGAGUUGACCUUCUCCAUCCUACCAUCGGCUAUCCUGAUCGGAUCGGUAGCAAUGCGCAUUCCAAUUCCUGGCCAAAGCUGCCUGAUGGUCGGCAUUACGAUGUUGAAGGCGUGGGCUCCUACAUUAUUGGUCGGAUGUCGUGCCCACCUGUGGAACGGUUUCCGGACUUUUCAGAUGUCACUAUUUAUCAAACUUCAGGGCCACCUACGCCUAGCCCACGGAAACAACGCCGAGAACGAACCACUUUUACUAGGGCACAGCUUGAUGUAUUAGAGGCCCUCUUCAGCAAAACUCGCUAUCCUGAUAUUUUCAUGAGGGAAGAGGUGGCUUUGAAAAUUAACCUACCGGAGUCUCGGGUACAGGUCUGGUUUAAAAAUCGCCGGGCCAAAUGUCGCCAACAGCAACAGCAGCAUAAUGGAGGCUCAGGCUCAAAAAGUGUUCGACCCAAAAAACGCAAAAGUCCGCAACCAGCCAAUUCACCAUCAACCACUCGUGACUCCGUAUAUAAACAUCGAAGCCUCUCUCAACCAUCUCCGAGUACAACCCCAACAGUGACAACAAACAACACUAGCGCCAUCUGGAGCCCUGCCAUAACCCCCGUGUCGGACUUUAUGAACAGUAGUAGCUGCAUGCAAAGGCCAUCUUACCAGAUGACAAACCUGAAUAAUACACCUCCUGCACCUAGUUGCUACAACACACAGACUUACGGACCAACUUCCUAUUAUGGAAACAUGAGCAUGGACUAUCUACCACCACCAAUGCAUCACACACAGAUAAGCAUGACCAACAUGGCUUCACUGAAUCAGAUGAAUGGCCCAAGCAUGACGUCCCCGAUGAAUCCUGUCGGACUCCAACCUACAUCAUCUUUGACACCACGAGCGCCCUCUACAAAUGGAGGGAUCUCACCAAGUGACUGUUUCGAAUAUGGGACCGACAAAUCUGCGCCAACUUGGAAAUUUCAAGUACUGUGACGUAGUACGAUCAGGAUCAGCAAGAAUUCUGGCACACCGUCAAAUAUAGUUAUUUAGACAUUAUACAUCAUCAUCAUCAUCUGAUACCAAACUUACUUUGAAGAUAUCAGAUUUACUAUUCAUCUCCAGCCAUCAGAUACCCUUAUGAUCUGAGGAAGCAUAAACAGAUGUUUCUUUUUCAACUAACAGAUGUCCUAACCGAAAAAAAAAUGUAAUCAAUGAUCUACUGGCUCGUUCUUCAACUACUAAAUGUCUUGUAAAACUGGAAAAGACAAUUUCUAAAAAUGACGGACUCUUCUUUCUCCUUUGUACGUCUGGUGAUCUGGAAAAAAAAAGUGUUAUCUAUUCAAAUAUUUUAUUAGUAGUACUUCGUGAAUGUUUCCCAGUCUUUUGCUCAAUACGAAUGUGUCAUCAGCAUGAUAGAAGUAAAUACUAAAUACUGUUACCAAAACACCAAUUCUGGGAACUAUACUAUUUUUAACAAGAAUGCUGAAAUUAAAAAGCGUAAUUUAAAAAAAAAUGAAAUGAAACAACUCAGGUGGAAACAUAAGACAUCAAGUUUAUUGGAUUUAAAAAAAAAUCCUAUUCGUUGCUAAAGGGUCGCCUUUUUAAUCAGCGUGAGUUCGGAAGCUUUCAUAUCAAAAUAUCUAAACUGUUUUCCAUUAUCAACCUGUGUAGUUUUUAUAUAUAUGCUUAUGUUCGUGUACUUGUUUAUGUGAUGAUUCCUGGCUUAAUUUUAAUGAGAUGAUACGAAGAAAAAACAAACUUCAUUAAAUGAAAUAAUCAUUUGUGUCAAAAUAUAAAACAUUUGUCGGUUUAUUUAGCUCAAUCACUUUUACUUUGCACGAGGAAAGAUAUUGCACUGACGAUGCAAGAGGAAAGUGUCAUAAAUAGUCGUUACUCAUACCUUCUCACAAGUGCCAAAAAAAAAGGUGAAGUCUCGUAAUA
Molecule: messenger RNA, 2528 nt
Organism: Limulus polyphemus (Atlantic horseshoe crab)
Lineage: Eukaryota; Metazoa; Arthropoda; Merostomata; Xiphosura; Limulidae
Product: homeobox protein OTX2-like
Exons: 6
Coding region: 552-1580 (342 amino acids)
Biological process (GO): regulation of transcription by RNA polymerase II
Cellular component (GO): nucleus
Molecular function (GO): DNA-binding transcription factor activity, RNA polymerase II-specific; RNA polymerase II cis-regulatory region sequence-specific DNA binding
Source: RefSeq, a predicted model, not a curated record